This is a messenger RNA of Closterium sp. NIES-67, 2378 nucleotides long. NCBI's taxonomy places the organism in Eukaryota, Viridiplantae, Streptophyta, Zygnematophyceae, Desmidiales, Closteriaceae. The record is from the annotation of a GenBank genome assembly.
GAAGCAGCGACCAGACCAGAGAUAUUCCGCUCCGCCCUGUACCGUUUCUUCCCCUCCCCUGCACUCCCCCAUAAGCAAAAAGUGAAUCUCACAGCAGACAGACUCUCACGCAUCCAGAUUCGCUCGUCUCGAUCGACGACUCCGCUUCGAUCCAGAUACCCGUUUGAGGAGAGAGAGAGUUUCGCCCGAGGGCACCCGGCUAGAUCACUGCAACGUUUGCCAUCCGCCAUCCGCCAUCCACCAUUCUCCAUCCACCAUCCGCCAUCCGCCAUCCGCCAUGAGCGCGAGCGGCGCAGCCGCGGCGACGGCCACAGCCGCAGCCGCCAGCCUGAAGCAGCGCCGGCCGCCGGCGGACGGGCAGCAGCCGGCCGUCGCGGCGGACGAGAUUAAGAACAAGGCCAAGCCGCGCGGCGCGUCCCCUCGCCGGCGAUCUGGCUGGCUCGUGCUGCUCGUGAUCGUUGUCGCGGCAGCGGCGGCGGCGGCGGGAGCGGGUUACCUGUGGUGGCGAGAGUACGGCGAGUACGGCGAGGGCGCGGAGGAGGGGGACCAAGAGAGCGCCGCGGCGAGCGAGAAGGCGGCGACGAGGCCGAAGCCGCGGAAAGCCCAAUGGCAAGCCGAUAAGCUGUGGCGGGCGGAGGAACUCGCCAAGUACAACGGCUCUCAGAAGGGCCUUCCGCUGCUGCUGGGCAUCCUAGGGGACGUGUUUGAUGUGAGCAAGGGCAAGAAGCACUACGGCAAGGGGCAGGGCUACAACCACUUCGCUGGCAGGGACGCCUCGAGAGCAUUUGUGUCGGGCAACUUCUCAGGCGAGGGGCUGACGGACGACCUGGAAGGGCUGACAGGCGAGCAGUGCAUCGGCAUUGCUGACUGGCGGGACUUCUACUUCAAGACGUACAUCCACGUGGGGAAGCUGGUGGGGCGGUUCUAUGACGAGCAGGGGAGGGCGAGGGAUGCGCUGGGGGAGUUCGAGGUGCUGCUGAAGGAGGGCAAGCGGCUGAGGGGCGUGGCGAAGGCGGUGGAGAAGAAGUACCCCGGCUGCAACUCGCGAUGGGCGCAGAACGAGGGAGGCAAGGUGUGGUGUGACAGCGGAGUCCCCCGCAAGAUCCCCCGCAUGCCCGAGGCGGAGGGCGGGCCUGUGGGCGGCAGUGAGGACACGCGGUGUGCGUGCUUCAGCAAGGAGCAGCUGGCAAGCCGCAACGACCUGCAGGAGUAUGAUGGGUGCGACCCUGAGGCCAUUAAAUGUGUGUCGUCGCCACCUGAAGACCCCAAUGCUGCUGCAGCAGGGGAUGGCAGUGAGGAGGACGAGGAGUGAAGGGAGAGAGGGAGUGUGACUCGUUCCAGGGGGUGCACUAGGGUGCAGCUGGGGAAGGGGACUUGUGCCCUGCAGCUGUGCGAUGGGUGGCACCGUGGGGCCAUGAAGUGUGAGUCGUCGCCGACUGAGGACCCCAUUGCCGUGCCCUCAAGGGAUGGGGGCAGGCCUGACGUUUAAAAAAAAGGCACAUUGAGAAAGUUCAAGCGAAAGAAUGUCUAGAACAAGGUGUUGGAAAUACCUCAAGGACUUGAGCGUUUCUGAAGUGUAACACCACACUCGAGGAAGGUCGUAACGGGUACGCGAGUCAGCGGAGGUUACACGAGGGGAUGGACAAACAACACGAAAGGACUCGAAGGGUCGCAACUGGAGGUUGCGACUGACAGUUACAAUUGCAAAGAUGGUAACCGAAGCAACAAUCGAGUCGCUGUGCAGUCGAGCAAACAGGAACUAAUCGCACUAUCUUCGGCUGAAGCAGAAUAUAUCGCCCUCUGCACUGCGACCAAGGAAGGACUUUACCUGCGAGAGUUACUUGAGGAAGCAAAGAUUGCGACCCUGCCCGUCUUCUCACUCCUCUGCGACAACCAAUCUGCGAUCAAAAUCGCGAACAAGGACGGCUUCGCCAACCGAACCAAGCACAUCGCUCUGCGAUACUUCUUCGUCAAGGAUGAAAUCGCGAAGGGGAGACUUCAACUCAGUUACUGCCCUACGACAGAAAUGGCCGCAGUCUACCUGACGAAGAAACUGGCGAAGGAAAAGUUCGAUUACUGCAUGCAGCUGACUGGGCAGAAAACGUCACCGGAUCUGAACACAUCAGCACUCCAGAAACGAAGGGGAGUGUUGGAAAUACCUCAAGGACUUCAGCGUUUAUGAAGUGUAACACCACACUCGAGGAAGGUCGUAACGGGUACGCGAGUCAGCGGAGGUUACACGAGGGGAUGGACAAACAACACGAAAGGACUCGAAGGGUCGCAACUGGAGGUUGCGACUGACAGUUACAACUGCAAAGAUGGUAACCGAAGCGACAAUCGAGUCGCUGUGCGACUCGAUAACCGCUCUUUCAACUGUA